AUGACAGCCACGAAACGGGUACUAGUUCAAAUUCACGGAGCGAAAACAGGGCGUCUCGAGAAGAAGCGAUCGCGAUGGAGUUUGUUCGUAGGGAGGGGAGGAGGGGAGGUUAGUUGGAGUUGGAGAAAAGAAGGAGUUGUCGUGAUUUUUCUGUGGACCGGGAAUCAGCGGCUGGAUUCUGGAUUGGAUUUUAGACGGACUUGGGCUCUUGAAGAGGCUGAGACGACGGGCCCCAGUUGCUGCCAGAACUGGCUGAACAAAAUAACCAAGCAGCCAAUCCAGGUCCAGGGCAUUCCAGUCAUCUACUCUGCUGGGGACAAUGACAAGAGUCUCAAAGAGUUUCAACCAGACCUCUCUCGGCUUGUUUCAAAUGUCGCCGGCCUUAUUUGCACCCAGUCUGGCCCAGUGCCUAGGUUCCGCUUAACGGGCACCAAACGGCGAAAAGCUGGGCUAGGCUAGAAUACUUGAUACAAAAGAGAACGAGUGGUCACUGGAAUGUUGAAGGAAAAUGAA
This is a messenger RNA of Blastomyces gilchristii SLH14081, 513 nucleotides long. RefSeq lists its product as uncharacterized. The transcript is spliced from 3 exons. The record is from RefSeq and is a predicted model, not a curated record. NCBI's taxonomy places the organism in Eukaryota, Fungi, Ascomycota, Eurotiomycetes, Onygenales, Ajellomycetaceae. Bases 1 to 459 code for a protein of 152 amino acids.